ACCGCAACCCCGCCUCCACCGCCCCCUUCUUGCUGCGCGUUUACGAGGUCCUCCCACACCCACCUCCUCAACCUCGACAGAUCUCCUUCAUCCUCUGGUAAUAUUUACCCCCCUCGAAAUCGGUCAACGACAUCUCCACUGCGAGGAAAAGCAAAGGAAAAGGGGUUCGAAAAGAUGGACGGCCACCACACGGGCGGCGACCAGCAGCCCACAUACAUUGACAAUGCCAUUCGAGCGGUGCAGAACAAGAAGCAGGUGCCCGAGAUUGACUUUACCCUACACACCAUGGAAGAUGGCACGCAAGUGAGCACACAAGACCGCGUGUGCAAAGACGUACAAGCCCCGGCAUUCAAUGUUCCCACCGACGAGCAACUCAUCUCGCCCAUUGACCGCACCAAGCCCAACCUCCAAUUCCUCAAGCAGCAUCUUUAUCGCGAGGGCCGUUUGACCGAAGAGCAAGCGCUAUGGAUCAUCAACGCCGGCACAGCCCUGCUCCGCUCCGAACCCAAUCUGCUCGAGAUGGAUGCCCCAAUCACCGUGUGUGGUGAUGUUCACGGCCAGUUCUUCGAUCUCAUGAAGCUCUUCGAAGUCGGCGGCGACCCUGCAGAGACGCGCUAUCUCUUUCUCGGCGACUACGUGGAUCGAGGCUACUUCUCCAUCGAGUGCGUGCUCUACUUGUGGGCGCUUAAGAUGUGGUAUCCCAACACCCUGUGGCUGUUAAGAGGCAACCACGAGUGUCGGCAUUUGACCGACUACUUCACCUUUAAGCUGGAAUGCAAGCACAAAUACUCGGAGAGAGUAUACGAUGCGUGCUGCGAAUCCUUCUGUGCCCUCCCGCUUGCCGCCAUCAUGAAUAAGCAAUUCCUCUGCAUUCAUGGUGGCCUGUCGCCCGAGCUACACACGCUGGAAGAUCUCAAGGCGCUGGACCGCUUCCGAGAACCCCCCACCUCCGGCCUCAUGUGCGAUAUUCUCUGGGCCGAUCCGCUAGAGGAAUUUGGGCAGGAGAAGACGCAAGAAUACUUCGUCCACAACCACGUGCGAGGCUGCUCCUACUUCUUCUCCUAUCCGGCCGCCUGCGCGUUCCUGGAAAAGAACAAUCUGCUCUCCAUCAUCCGCGCACACGAAGCCCAAGACGCGGGAUACAGAAUGUACCGCAAAACCCGCACGACCGGCUUCCCAUCCGUCAUGACCAUCUUCUCCGCCCCGAACUACUUGGACGUUUACAACAACAAGGCCGCCGUGCUCAAGUAUGAGAAUAACGUGAUGAACAUCCGGCAGUUCAACUGCACUCCUCACCCCUACUGGUUGCCGAAUUUCAUGGACGUCUUCACCUGGAGCUUACCGUUUGUCGGCGAGAAAAUCACCGACAUGCUCAUCGCCAUCCUCAACACCUGCAGCAAAGAGGAGUUGGAAGAAGACACUCCGCACUCCAGCGGGCCCGCCUCGCCUCCCCUCGCCGGCGGUCACGUCCACGACCCGGAAAGCAUCGAGUUCAAGCGUCGCGCGAUCAAGAACAAGAUUCUCGCCAUCGGCCGUUUGUCCCGCGUCUUCCAAGUCUUGCGCGAGGAAAGCGAGCGCGUCACGGAGCUCAAGACUGCUUCCGGCGGCCGCUUGCCCGCGGGUACUCUCAUGCUCGGCGCCGAGGGCAUCAAGCAAGCCAUUACGUCGUUCGAGGACGCGAGGAAGGUGGACUUGCAGAAUGAGCGGCUGCCGCCUUCGGGUGAGGAGGUGCGGAAGAGUACUGAGGCGCAGCGCGACGAGGCUUUGAAGCGGGUAGACCGCGAGGUCGAUCAGGAUAAGCAGCUGCAGGGUGUAGCGCGGAGGAUCUCGAUGUCAUCGGGUGUGGGACGAAGUCGAUCCGCGAAGCCCGCUGGGUCGAGUUAAGGCGCUGCAAUGUCUGGCUGUCCCCGACUUCUUGCAGCCGGGU
Messenger RNA from Neohortaea acidophila, 1927 nucleotides. RefSeq names its product serine/threonine-protein phosphatase 2B catalytic subunit. Gene Ontology annotation, cellular component: calcineurin complex; cytoplasm. Lineage: Eukaryota; Fungi; Ascomycota; Dothideomycetes; Mycosphaerellales; Teratosphaeriaceae. Gene Ontology annotation, molecular function: calmodulin-dependent protein phosphatase activity; calmodulin binding. The record is from RefSeq and is a predicted model, not a curated record. The transcript has 3 exons. The coding region runs from base 175 to 1884 and encodes 569 amino acids. Gene Ontology annotation, biological process: fungal-type cell wall organization; calcineurin-mediated signaling.